CUGUUGCAAUCGUAAACAUGUAACCAUGGUUGGUGAGGUGACCACAACAAACCGUUCCGUUCCAAAGUUGGAUCGAUAGUUGCGGCCACUUGCAAUCGUUCAGUCUGGUGCAAAAUGUUUUCCCAAAAUAUGAUGAUCCGCGACGGAGAAUACACCAAAACCAUCUACACCAUGAUCAAGGAGGAACGCUUCCUCGAAGCCAUCAACGUACUGAAUGGAAUCCCGGAGGUGUCGACUACCCGUGCCGGACUGUCUCUCCUCGGUCAUUGCUACUACCAAACCCAGGACUUUAUCGAGGCGUCCAACUGCUACGAAACGCUGGUCAACCUAGUUCCGGACGUCCCAGAGUACAAGCUGUACUACGCCCAAUCGCUGUUUCAAGCCGGUCUCUUCGAGGAGUCCCACCGUAUUAUAACCGCGGUGGACGCUCCCCACUUGAAGGAUAAGGUCAUGCAGCUGUUGUCGGCCAUUGCCUAUGGCAACGAGGACUACUCGACGGCUCAGUCGCUGCUUCUGCAGCGUCAAGGAAGCGGCCAGGAAGCAACGGUCAAGAACGACGAAGGUUGCCUGCUGUACCAGGCCAACAUGCACGAGGACGCACUGGCGCGGUAUGUCUCGGCACUGCAAGCUGGUGGGUUCAACCCGCACAUCGCCUACAAUGCCGCGCUGUGCCACUUCCGGCGGAAAGAGAACUCGCAAGCGUUGAACUACAUCGCGGAAAUUGUCGAGCGUGGCAUCCGGAAUCACCCGGAGCUGGGAGUCGGCGCUCAGGCGGAAACGGAAGGAGGAGCUCGCAGUGUGGGAAAUCCUCCGGCACUGGCCGCUUCCGGGUUGGCACAAGCGUUCAAUCUGAAGGCAGCUAUUGAGUACCAGGAGGGUAAUGUGGAAGGUUCUCGCGAAGCGCUGACGGAUUUACCUCCACGUUCCGAACCUGAACUGGAUCCGGUUACCUUGCACAACAUGGCGCUCACCGACCCCGUUGGAGGAGGAGCCGGACUACGUCGUUUGGCUUUCCUUCUAGAGCUAGGCCCACCAACGUGUCCACCGGAAACGUUCGCGAACCUGCUCCUUCUCUGCUGCAAGCACGAGAUGUACGACACGGCCGCGGAUAUCCUCGCCGAGCAUACGCACUUGACCUACAAGUACCUCUCGCCCUAUCUGUACGACCUGUUGGACGCCUUAAUAACCGCUCAAUCUACUCCGGAGGAAGCAGAGCAGAAGUUGGGCGUGCUGGCCAACAGCAUCGGAGGCCGGUUACGCUCGCUUGCGGCCAAGGUUCAGGAGUGUCGCUCGGCUCCGGAUCAGAACGCUUUGCGCAUGGCCCUCCGCGAGUACGAAUCCGCCCUGGAGAGCUACCUACCCGUGGCUAUGGCUCGCGCUUGGAUCCCCUGGCGGGUAGAUGACUUCCAGGGUGCGGAACGGGAGUUCCGGGCAAGUGCCGAGUUCUGUUCGGAGACGCCAACCUGGCGCCUCCACGCCGCCCACGUGCUGUUCAUGCGAGGUGACCGCUACAAGGAAGCGGCCGCCUUCUACGAACCCAUCGUCCGGCAGAACUACGACGACAUCCUGGCCGUUCCGGCUUCGGUCCUAGCGAACCUCUGCGUUGCGUACAUCAUGACCUCGCAGAACGAAGAAGCGGAGGAGUUGAUGCGCAAGGUGGAGCGUGCCGAGGAACGCAAGGGGAACGCCAACGGGCAGUGUCUGCAUCUGUGCAUCGUGAAUCUGGUCAUCGGGACGCUCUACUGCGCUAAAGGGAACUACGAGUUCGGGUUGUCGCGUAUCGCGCACGCCCUGGACGGCGGAUCCGGAGCCAGACUGUGUGCCGACACGUGGCUCCACGUGAAGCGCUGCGUGCUCGGCCUGUUGACCGGACUGGCCAAGCAAACGAUCGUGCUGCCCUCGAUCGCCAUCCAGGAGACGUUGGCGUUUUUGCGGACUUGCGAAGCGUACGGGUUGACAAUUCCGUCGGUGCUGACCGGUCCACUCGAGGACAGCGGCGAGCAACCGCCGACGAUCGGACUCGAGGCCCGGAAGUUGAGGGCACUGCUGUCACGGCUGAUGGAGUACAAGUAGGCUGUUUGGUGAAUUGACAGUCCACGAAAUUGUUUACAUUUUUGUCACGUGUGCCACUUUGAAUAAUGUUUGUGCACAACAUAUCUUACCACAGCAAAGAAAAUAAACGUCUAUUUUGAUUGUUCAUAAACGUCAGUUGAUAACGGAAAUACACGUUAAAUUUCAAACAUUGUGUUUGAGUUGAGUUUUA
Molecule: messenger RNA, 2263 nt
Organism: Culex quinquefasciatus (southern house mosquito)
Lineage: Eukaryota; Metazoa; Arthropoda; Insecta; Diptera; Culicidae
Gene: Ttc30
Product: tetratricopeptide repeat protein 30 homolog
Exons: 2
Coding region: 115-2073 (652 amino acids)
Biological process (GO): intraciliary transport
Cellular component (GO): axonemal microtubule; intraciliary transport particle B
Molecular function (GO): intraciliary transport particle B binding; protein binding
Source: RefSeq, a predicted model, not a curated record